This is a messenger RNA of Histoplasma mississippiense, 1962 nucleotides long. RefSeq lists its product with no specific name. The record is from RefSeq and is a predicted model, not a curated record. The transcript has a single exon. Lineage: Eukaryota; Fungi; Ascomycota; Eurotiomycetes; Onygenales; Ajellomycetaceae. Bases 1 to 1962 code for a protein of 653 amino acids.
AUGCCCCUUAUCUCUAAGGAGUACGCCAUCCUUCCCAUCCAAUAUUACCAGCGACUAUCAGAACCACAUACCCCCGUAUACGCUAUUUUCCACGUCGUCGACGAGCUUCCCCCACACAUGAUAAUUGGCACCGACAUCAUGAGAGAAAUGAACAUAACGAUUGCCCUAGGACAUCCGGAUACCCUCAAAUUCUCCGCUGAUAACACUGAAAUUACCAUACCGUUGACGCGAUCGAAUUCACCAAGGACAUCAAUGUCACCCCCUUGUCGUAGACGCAUCCCAGUCCGCGUAGCCACAUCUACAAUUAUUCCCCCAACACGCGAAUUAAUCGUACCAGUCACCCACCCACCACUCCCCGCUACGGACUCUUACAGACUGUAUUUCGAACCCCUACAUCUCCAUCGGCCAGGUUCCCAUAUCUCCGCUGCAAAAGGAUUGUCGACAGAUGUACAAAUUUCAGCCCUACCCAUCGCGAACCUUGGUGCCACUGAUACCAAGCUUCCCGCUGACAUGAUAGUCGGCCACAUCACCUUGUUACCACACGAUACUCCGGUCGCGACAUUUCACACCCAAUCUCCCCAAAUCCAAAAUCGUCCCCAAACUCCACAAGAUAACGCAGAGCCCCCCAACCUACCAUUCCAAUUGAACUACGAGGAAGAUACCCCCAACUUCUCCCCCGAUGUCUCAGAGCACUAUGGUAAAGAAUACAAAAAGAAAGUCCUUAAAAUUCUCUCCAGCCUACGCGCGCUGUUCUCCCCGAAGCUAGGCAAGGUCAAAGGCUUCGAAAUGCCAAUUCCGUUUGUCGAUGAAAAUGAUCUCAAAGGUCUGAAACAAAAUCCAUUCAACAUUUCCCUACGUGAUAAAGAAGCUAUGGACCCGAUCCUCGAUGAACUCCAACAAGCAGGUCGCAUUGAAAAUGUCCCCUUUCAAAAUCCAUCCCCCGCAGCGUCCCCCGCCUUCAUAGUUUGGCGAAACGGAAAACCCAGAGUCGUAAUCGACCUCCGCAGGAUUAACACAAGGCUACGUCCAAAUGCCUAUCCUCUCCCUAGACAAGAUACCAUUCUAUCCUCCCUUGGCGAUGCAGUCGUAUUCUCCACCCUCGAUAUCACUAAAGGAUUUUACCAAGUCCCCAUACGCACCAAGGACAGGUGGAAAACUGCCUUCGUAACUCCGCAUCGAGGCCAUCAACAAUUAACUGUAUCAAGUAUGGGCCUAGCAUCUAGUCCAGGUUUUUUCCAAAACAUGAUGGAGACAAUUCUUCGCAAAUUCUUAUGGUCCAGCCUUCUCGUCUACAUCGAUGACAUAGUGAUAUUUUCCAAGUCACUGAAUCAACACCUCUCGGACCUGCAAGCAAUUCUCUCAUGCCUGGAGGCAUCUGGCCUAACCCUCUCCAUCAAGAAGUGUCAUUUUGCCUACUCAUCAGUAUCCCUUCUAGGCCACAAAGUAUCCCGUCUAGGACUUUCAACACAUGAAUCUAAAGUUGAAGCCAUCAGGAAAUUGUCCUUCCCCAAAACUCUUCAUCAAUUGGAGACCUCCUUAGGGUUAUUUGGGUAUUACCGAGAGUUUGUCGCGCAUUACGCUCACAAGGUAGAGCCAUUGCAGAUCUGGAAGACUCAAGGAUUCCACCAGGCACCUUUCAAGGGAAAUCCCAGAAAAAAAUGGGCUAAGAAGGAGAUCGCCUCAACAGAAGAAUUGCAGCAAUGUUGGCAAAAAAUCAAGAAUGAGUUAUGUGAUUCCCCCAUUCUCAAGUUUCCCAAUUUCUACAAGGAAUUCAUCGCCUACGUAGAUGGAAGCAAAGAUGGUAUGGGAGCAGCAAUUCAUCAGAAGGAUAAUGAUGGCAGGGAACGUUCUGUUCUCUUUCUCUCCCGGACGUUAAAGGGCAGCGAGAAAAAUUACGGCUCAACUGAAUUGGAGACAGCAGCCUUGGUAUGGGCCGCGGGUCCGGGUCUCUAUAUCUGGUAG